UGGUUUGUUUUCUUUUUGAUAUAGGGUCUCGAGCGUUCUCCAACCCUUCAAGUGCUGUGAUUAGGACAUGAGGAAAUUACACUUUUGUUUGUGUUCAAAAAAUUAAUUUUAUUUGUUUUGUUUCUUUUUCAAAACAGGAUCUCUAUGUAGUUCUAGCUGUCUUGGUAUUAAAGGCUUGUGCCAACAUGCCAUUACACUCUUGAUUUAUAGUUCAGCUUUUAACUAUCAGAGUGAAGCAGGGGACAGCAACCUGAUGACUUAUUUGAUAAUUCUAAGAGAGCACUUCACUGUCCAAUGAUUAUGGCUACCAGAUUAAACAAAUAGGUUGUUCAGUUCAACUCAGAAAAACAAGUUCUUAGCAUAAGCAAGCUCAAAAUGUAGAUGAAGUAUACUUGCAUGAAAAGGUGUUCACUUUAAUUGAAAUUCAAAUUUAAUUAUAUAUCUUGUUAUUUGCUGAACCUGACAACUUUAACAUUAUUUUAACAAGAAGCUAUGAGCCUCGCCUAAGUUCAAGCUGCUUGAUAAGCCUCAAUUCACUCGGUUGCUUCAGAUAGGAAGGAAAACCUAUUAUCCUUACAAACUAUUUAGCUUAGUUGUAGGUAACAACAAAGACCAAAGAAUCUUGACCCUUUGAGGAACCGGUAACUGAUUGCCACAAUUUCUGCUUUGAUUGAUUUCCUCCCUCCUCCAUUCUUCUCUUCCAGCCACCAGAAAGAAUUGUUUGAUCACUUCUUCCUUCUGAAGUCCCGCCCUUUCGGCUACCCCCAAUGGAGAAUAAGCUGUUACUGAAAAGGAGCGGACAAAAGCGUCAACGUGGAGGCGAGAGGAGCGGAAGUAGUCAGAUUUCGCAUAGGGCCGUAAAGCGGAUAGUGUUUUCGCCUUCCGGAUUAACGACAGCAGCUCAGACUGUCAGUGCCGGCCUUCCUUGUGCCGGACCCUUCCUAAUUCAAUUUCCUUCCCAUUCCGGGCCCUUCCCUAUCGUCGCCCCUUUCACCUUGGAUCAUGUUCAAGAAAUUUGAUGAAAAAGAAAAUGUGUCCAACUGCAUCCAGUUGAAAACCUCGGUUAUUAAGGGUAUUAAAAAUCAAUUGCUAGAGCAAUUUCCAGGUAUUGAACCAUGGCUUAAUCAAAUCAUGCCUAAGAAAGAUCCUGUGAAAAUUGUCCGAUGCCAUGAACACAUAGAAAUCCUUACAGUAAAUGGAGAGUUACUGUUUUUUAGACAAAGAGAAGGGCCUUUUUAUCCAACCUUAAGAUUACUUCAUAAAUAUCCUUUUAUCUUGCCACAUCAGCAGGUUGAUAAAGGAGCCAUCAAAUUUGUACUCAGUGGAGCAAAUAUCAUGUGUCCCGGCUUAACGUCUCCUGGAGCUAAGCUUUAUCCUGCUGCAGUAGAUACUAUUGUUGCAAUCAUGGCAGAAGGAAAACAACAUGCUUUAUGUGUGGGCGUCAUGAAGAUGUCUGCAGAAGAUAUUGAGAAAGUCAACAAAGGAAUUGGCAUUGAAAAUAUCCAUUAUCUAAAUGAUGGGCUGUGGCAUAUGAAGACAUAUAAAUGAGCUUCCAAAGGAAUGUGCUUGGGCUAACUAUAGAUACUGUGCUGUAUCUGUCUCUGUGUCUGUAUGACAGCAUGAAGACAAUGCCUCUAUGGUUAUGCUGAAUAAAAAUUCUGUGAAUGCUAAAA
Messenger RNA from Rattus norvegicus (Norway rat), 1673 nucleotides. The record is from RefSeq and is a predicted model, not a curated record. NCBI's taxonomy places the organism in Eukaryota, Metazoa, Chordata, Mammalia, Rodentia, Muridae.